AUGGCUCCCAAACUCAAUGCGACCCACAUCGGGACGGCUACUGCCAUCCUCGACAUCGACGGGGUCAACAUGCUCACCGAUCCCUUCUUCUCUCCCGCUGGCUCCUCUUGGCCCGUCACAGAGACAAUAAAGCUGCAAGUGAGCGACGAUCCUGCUCUCCGUCUCCAUCAACUCCCCGUCAUCGAUGCCGUCCUCCUAAGCCACGAAGACCACAUUGACAACCUCGAUGAGCUGGGUCGCCGUCUGCUAGACGGACGCCGCGUCUUCACCACCGUCGACGGAGCCAAGAACCUUUCUCCUCGCCCCGGCGUCCACGGUCUCAAGCCCUGGGAGACGAUCGACACAGUCAUCGCCGGAAAGAAGUUCCAAAUCAUCGGCACACCCACCCAGCACCUCCCCGGAGACGAAUGCACUGGCUUUAUCAUUACCAACGAGGGAUUCGGACGCGGCCUCGACGGUCUUCCCAAUGCGAUCUGGUUCUCCGGUGACACCGUGUACAUCGAGGACCUGAAGAAGAUCGGAGAGCAGUACCAUGUCCUCGCUGCCAUCAUGAACUUGGGCAACGCCUACGGACCCAAGGACAAGACCGAUCCCAGCAAAGGCGUCUGCCAGAUUACCAUGGACGGUAAAUCGGCCGUGAGGUUGUUCCGCGAAAUCAAAGCUGAUGUUCUGGUUCCCAUGCACUACGAGUCCUGGGGCCACUUUACGCAGUUUGGAAAGGAGCUUCGGAAGGACUUUGAGGACGAGGGUAUCAUUGAUAAGGUGUGCUGGUUGACACCUGGAAAGGCUGUUUCGGUUCUAUAG
This is a messenger RNA of Aspergillus viridinutans, 804 nucleotides long. Its product is annotated as MBL fold metallo-hydrolase. The coding region runs from base 1 to 804 and encodes 267 amino acids. Lineage: Eukaryota; Fungi; Ascomycota; Eurotiomycetes; Eurotiales; Aspergillaceae. The transcript has a single exon. The record is from RefSeq and is a predicted model, not a curated record.